AUGUCUAGGUCGUCGCAAACAAAUGGCCAUCCUUCUCGCCGUGACAAUCAUUCAAUAUCCUCCACCACUUCAGGAUCUGGCCGCAAUGAACGAGGGUCUCGCCAUCCAACUUCGCCUGCUGUUGAAACAGCUGUAACUCGUCUUUUAGUAUCGAUAAAGCAGCUUUUGGAAGCAUUAACAUUAUGGAGCCAACUUAGGAUGGAUGAAGAGGGCGUAAGCAAUGUUUACGUGCGGUUGGGCAACGAUUUCAAUUCGGCUGUAGCUGCGUUUGGCUCAUUUAACAUUGAAAUGAACGAAUUGCUCUCAGUUCCUGAUGACCUACGAACGGUGUUAGAACAAUGCCUUGCAGAGGAUGCCACUCCAGAAAACCUUGAACUCUACCUCCCAAGUGUCCGUCAAAUUAUCACAAAUCUUCUUCAAGGUCUUCGUGGCAAACAAUCGAUAUACCGCAGAAUCGUCUCGGAUCAGCGUGAUAGGACAAGCGGUGCAGAUCAUGACCGCACAGAGAGUCGAUCUUCGCGCUCUUCACGACGCGAAGGUGCCCAUCGCUCCCAUGGAUCUCGCCAAAUCACGGAAGAGGAGAGAGGAGACGCAGAAACCGCUUCGCGCAGAAGUGGACAAUCAUCCAACCGGAGGAGAGACGCUGCAUCUCAAGGCGCUCUAUCACAGCAAAACACUGGCAACAGCGAUUUUGUAGGCGGAUUUGCUCCUUCCAUUGCCGAGCACCCUGUGGAUAGAAUGGAAGAAGUAUCCGAAACCCCAGCGAGCGAGUACAUUAACGCUCAACGGCGGUCAGAAAGUAGAUCCGCGCCAUCACCUAUCCCUAGUGCUCCUACAUCUUCCUCAUCAACCCUGACUUCUUCCUCCAAUGAUAAACCUCAGAAUAGUGAUAGAUUCAGUGAACCGCCUCAGAAUCCUCCAAUUUCUCCGCCCCCACAGCAAGCGGCCGUCCCUGCCAGCGUGAAACGCUACUCCCUCGUUGAUAAGCCCGUCGACAAGCCUGUUAACACAGCACCCAACGUUGUUGUUGAACCCUCAAGUCCCCCUCUAGACCAAGAUGAAACUAUUUCACCCCCACCACCAGAGACACCACCAAUCGACCCUCCACCGGCCGUCGCAAAGUCAUUAGCAGCCUUGAAAUCCGAUGUUCAUCUGGAAAGACGGGCUUCAAAAAGAUUUUCUAUUUACAAUAUUACCAAGAUGACGGGCGCCUCAACGACUCGAGAAAGGUCAAUAAGGAGCGCCGCAAAUCACCCUAAUCGGCGAUCGGCUGCCACUGGAAAUUUGACCCUGAACGAUCUCGCCGUAUUAACUGAAGUGGAUGAUGAGGAACCAGGUGCCUCAGGAAAAUCAGAAAAUAAUGUAAACAGGAAACCUUCUCGGUCGAACACUCCAGUUCCGGCAGUUCCUCCUCUGCCUUCCACUCCUUCACGGUCACCAGAACCUACUGCGGUCGUUGCCGAUAGCAGUUCUGGCCAAAAUAUACCCCCUUCAGAUCCUUCCAAAAUCACCAUUUUCCUCCAACUAGGGCGCGAAGUCAAGAAAGUAGUCAUCGAUCAAGCUAUCUCUUUUGCAUCACUAAGAGUAUUGUUUGUGGACAAAUUUUCUUACAAUCCCGGACUUGACAACUUCCCUGCUAUCUAUAUUCGUGAUCCAUCCAGCGGUGUGCAGUAUGAGCUCGAGGAUACAGAUGAUGUUAAGGAGAAAUGUCUCAUCUCUCUUAAUAUUGAACCUCUCGACCAAAUCAAGCAGCACAUCGAUGCACAAAUCUCAAGUUUGUCGCACGACAUAAAGGAGCUGAGAUCAGCUGUGGCGGCGAAUAGCAAUAGACAAUCGGCGCAUCUGAACGAUAUCAUUUUGCAGCCUAUGGCGGAGAGCACUCCUGCUCCCAAUAGACCCAGCGACCGACAGUUCCAGCAUAUUGCCCGUCGCCUUUCGAGGUUCAUGGGAGACACACCACCGUCUUUCAUGAGCCAAAUGCAGACCCCUCCAUUGCCAAAUUCCAUUCAGCCUAUGCAAUCCCAGAUGACAGGCCAGUCAUUGCAGCCACAGAUGACUGGAGGAUCAGUGUUAUCUGAGUACACAAGCCGAGUGGUCACUGACCUCAAAACCCAAUUUGACGAAGUCCAAAAUCUGCGUCGUGACCUCGGCAUUAUGCGUCAACUCUAUACCGAGUUCAUGAAGUCUACCAAGGAAUCACUCAAUACCCUUCGUACACAAACACAAUCGGUGAAGCAGCUUGCUAACACCAAUGUCGGGGGCGCUCGGGCGUAUAUCGAUUCUGGGAAGAGGAAACUCGACACUCGCAGUCAAAAUGUUCUGACUGAGGUGGAAAGGUUGCAGGAUAUCAUCGAGGGUAUGAAAGACGAUGUUAUCAAGCGACAUGUCACACCCAACACGGUCUUUUUCCGUAACAUCAAGAAAGAUAUGGAUAAUGUUUCUGCUGAGCUCGCGAGCUUAUCAGAACAUAUUAAUACUGUCAAGCCUAUGUGGAAAAAGACCUGGGAAGAAGAACUCCAGAACAUUGUUGAAGAGCAGCAAUUUUUGACUCAUCAAGAGGAAUUCUUGAGUGACUUACAGGAGGAUUACAAGGCCAUGAUGGAAAUCUAUGGCCACGUCGAGAAGGUCAUUACUCUGCGGAAACCUAACGGUCCUCUGAGCGGAAAACUUCGCAAUCGAAGCUUUAAGCCAGCUCCCCGAGACGAAGGCGACGGCUUGAGCAACGUUAUGCUCGAGAUCAGGACAGCCGCAGUGGACCCAGACAAGCGGUUAAAGGCGAUCGAAGCCAGCCAAAGGAACAGGGAGAAAAAUCUGGCCGCUCGCUCUGAUGAAUUGCAAAUGGAAUUGCAAGACUUCGUGAGCCAGAAAAAGCUAAAAAUGACCGGGGGCGCAGAGGAGGUCGAACGCGUACGGCAAAAGCGUAGUGAGAUGACAUUGAAGGCAAUGUUCACUGGCGGCAGCUCCAGGGGAGACGGGAGCUUGUCACCGUCAUUUGGGGUUGUAGAGUCACCUUAG
Psilocybe cubensis is the source of this 3015-nucleotide messenger RNA. RefSeq lists its product as uncharacterized. The transcript has 4 exons. The record is from RefSeq and is a predicted model, not a curated record. The coding region runs from base 1 to 3015 and encodes 1004 amino acids. Gene Ontology annotation, biological process: establishment of cell polarity. Gene Ontology annotation, cellular component: cell tip; cytoplasm. Lineage: Eukaryota; Fungi; Basidiomycota; Agaricomycetes; Agaricales; Agrocybaceae. Gene Ontology annotation, molecular function: cytoskeletal regulatory protein binding.